GAGCCACACUCCUCACCGGUAGGCGGCGGUAUUGCACACGUAUGCCAAGAAGAACAGCCUGAGAGGCUGGGGGGAGCCUGAAAUAGGAAGACACUUCCAGCAGACACCGAAAAGGUGUCUUCUGGGUGACUUUGACGUGGUUACGGCCGAUACCGACUUGUCUGCAUCGCUACAAACUAUAUUAUUCGUGUGAGCAGCGCGCAUUGUUGUUGAAUAAAGGGAAACACCGGAGAGUUGCGACGACGCUCGAGGAAAAGUACGGCGACCGCCUGAGAGUGAACGACGCGAUGGGACAAUUCCUAAGGGAAUUCGUAAGGACGUGAGGUGGAUUGCCACCGGUUUUUUUCCGAGUACGUUUGACCCCCAAAAGAGACAACCGGGGAGAAAAAGCGGUGGACCGAGUGUCAACAAAAAUGGCGGCGUCCAUUGUUACCAGCGGCAUGUGAAGACUCCGAAAUCCCGUGAUACCACGACUUAGGACUGCACAAACUUGGCUGUUUACGAAGGUUGUUUUUAAAUUGUGCGGCGAGCUCAAACUCCAAGCAACCGUGCCGCCAGUCGGCGAACCCCACAACAUCGGCCCAGCAUUCCUCAUUAGUUCCGUUCACGUGGUUAACAUCCAGUGAGUGGAAGCGUUUUUAUUUUUACCCUGGGGAGGCUUGCAUUUUCUCUUUUUAUCUGUAUAGUUACCGUCACAAAUUCCCUUUUUAAACAUGGAUCCUGUGAAGAAAGUCAAUCCUCCAAAAAAGAAGAAAAAGAAAAUGAUGUCCAUUCAAUUAAAGCAUGAAAUCAUCGAAAAAUACGAGCGCGGUGUGCGCGUCGUCGACUUGGCGAGGCUGUACGACCGAAAUACUUCCACCAUAUGUUCUAUACUGAAGCAGAAGGAGUCUAUAAAGGCGAUAACACCAGCUAUGGGUGUUAAAAUCAUCUCAAGAUUGCGGACGUCUGUCCAUGAAAAGAUGGAGAGGCUCCUGUUGGUGUGGUUGACAGAGAAGCAGCUCACAAGAUGUCCAUUGACCGAGGGUGCAAUCUGCGAGAAGGCACGGGCCAUUUAUGCCGAUUUGUUAAAACAGACUCCGGGAUCUUCGACGGGCGGGGCGCCGGAAGACUCAUUCAAAGCCAGUCGGGGCUGGUAUGACAAUUUUAGAAGGCGGAUCAGCUGCCCUUCCGAUGUCAGGAGUUUUGAGACGGCAAGGUCGGACGUGAACGAGGAUUACCGCAAAACCUUUACUGAUGUGAUUGCGGCUGAGGGCUACGUCCCCCAGCAGGUCUUCAACUGUGACGAGACCGGUCUGUUCUGGAAAAGGAUGCCGAGGAGGACUUUCAUAACCGUUGAGGAGAUGAAGAUGCCGGGUCACAAACCCAUGAAAGACCGGUUAACCCUAACAUUGUGCGCCAAUGCGAGCGGCGACUGCAAGAUCAAGCCACUACUCGUGUAUCAUUCAGAAAAUCCCAGGGCCUUUAAGUCGCAUAAGAUUAUUAAAGAAAAACUGCAGGUUAUGUGGAGGGCAAACCCGAGGGCGUGGGUCACCAGGCAGUUCUUUGUAGAGUGGGUCAACCUGGUCUUCGGUCCUGCUGUGAAGACUUACCUCCAGGUGAAAAACCUACCCUUGCGCGCUCUCCUCGUCCUGGACAACGCCCCUGCUCACCCGCACAACCUCGAAGACGACAUCCUCGAAGAUUUCAAAUUUAUAAAAGUUUUUUACCUUCCACCCGACGGCACCGCUAUCCUGCAACCCAUGGACCAGCAGGUGGUCUCCAAUUUUAAGAAACUAUUCACCAAGCACCUCUUUCGUCGCUGCUUUGAGGUGACGCAGAGUUCAAAUCUCACCAUCCGAGAGUUCUGGAAGGACCACUACAACAUCGUGUCGUGUCUCAAAAUCAUCGACAUGGCCUGGCAGGGCGUUACGAAGAAGACCUUGAUUUGCGCGUGGAAAAAGCUGUGGCCCGAGGUCGUGUCUGAAAGGGUCAUAUUUGAGCCCGAAGAGGCGGUGGUGGAGGAGAUUGUGUCCCUCGGGAAGUCCAUGGGGCUGGAAGUCGAUGAAGAGGACGUGAACGAGCUCGUUGAGGAGCACUCUGAGGAACUGACGGCGGAGGAGUUAAAAGCUCUGCAGACGCAGCAGCACGCAAAGGUUUUGCAGGAAAUCGGUACCGCGGAGGAGCCGGAGGUGGACGAAGUUAUCUCCACGAAACUUUGUGGAGUAACUUGGUGGCAGUCGACGCGGUGGCCGACUCCUUCGGCACAAACCCCCGGUAGUGGUACCGCUCUCUGGGGGCUUCGCCCUCAUGUUCCGUUCUUUCAUGGACGCUCCCUCGGGUUCAGUAGGUACGGGAUCCUGUUGAUGGUCAUCCCCUGGACCGUCACUUUGUACAGAUUGCUUCCUCUCAAGGUGUUUACAUUCAUCCACAAAAUGCUUCCAUUUAUGAUCUUUAUUGGGGUAACGGUGGCUCACUUGAGUGCUUGGUGACGAGCAGCCGUUCCUGGCUUGUCGGCGGCAAACCCGCUCUCAGCCACAUCUUCACUGCACGCUCGAGGUCAAGGUGCCACAUCCACGCUCUUUGUCGAAAAGUCUCGACGCCGGAACUCUUCCUCUUUGCCAUUCACCGCUCACCUUACUACAAGUGAUGCAGGUUGGAGGGGGUGUUGUUGGGCCUAUAGUGCACUGAUGGAGGUCCUGAAGCGGCCUCCUGGGGACGGGGGGCACGCGACGUGUACACAGCCCAAAAUGAAAUAUCCCCAGGACCAAAGACCUUUUUUCCCCCUGCCAUUUCUUACAUUUGUCCCCAUCCCAAAACUCAGAACCUACUCUUUAGUAGGUUCAGCUCCCGACUUGCAAGCUCAGCCGCUUGGUUCCACUCCAAUGUGGCCUCAGACUUUUUAUGUGACCUCUGGGCAAGGUUUUAUGCAAGGGGAUAGCAGUGUAGCUACCCUGCAUCUAUAUAUGUGUUAAGAGUUCGAUAGAUUCCGUCUAUGAUGCCUUGGAAGUGAUUUGUUGCUGAAUGAAAGAGGGCAAGCUGUGAGAGAAAAAGCAUGCGUACAAAGAAGUUCGAGGUAGCUUGGUUACUGCUGACAGUCCCCGUCUGGUUUUGCAAUAAACACGUGAUUGACCUUUAUCGACCCAAUCUUGAGUUUCUGAUGCGCAUGUGCACGUAACGGUGAACUCUAUGAGUGGGGGAGCUGGACCAAGUAAUAAGACGAUAAUGUACCCACCGUGUGCGAGGUUGGCUGGUUGAAAAGUAGAUCUCGGGGCAAAAAAGUUCGGGCACCACCCGGUCAAGGCAGAUGUGUGACGUCUAAUUUUGAAGGCUGUUUAAGAAUAUUUGUUACAUCAGAACUUGUCAUGGUUCACUGAAUUCUGUCUUCCGCGCUUUUUGUCUGCACGUUACUGCAACUCAUUCAGAAUGCUACAGCUCGGGUUCUGACCAGAACAAAGAGGUCAGAGCACAAAACUCCAAUUUUAAAGUCCUUACACUGUCAGCUUUAGAAUAGAUUUUAAAGUUCUGCUACUGGUCUAUUCAUAGGGUUCUGGGCACAGAAUCCAAGGCAAACGUGGUGAAGGAUCGUUUAGCUACUUUGCUGAACACAAAUGGAAUAAGUUCCCGAAAGAGAUGACGCCAGCCCCAAGUGUAAAUAUUUUAGAAUACUGGUUGAAAACUCUUCUUUUUCUCAUGCUUUUUAGAGUAUUUCCAAUUUUGAAAUAUAUUUCUUGCACUGUAUGUUGCUUUAAUUGUACUUUUAUUUAUUUUUGUUUCCUGUUUUUAAUGUUUUAUUUCUUUGUACUUAAGUGCUUUUAAUCAUGUAAAGCACUUUGACUUUCCUUUUUGUUUAUGAAAUGCAUUACACAGAUAAAUUUGCUUUGCUUUGCCUACUAUACCCCCCCCC
Molecule: messenger RNA, 3883 nt
Organism: Syngnathoides biaculeatus (alligator pipefish)
Lineage: Eukaryota; Metazoa; Chordata; Actinopteri; Syngnathiformes; Syngnathidae
Product: tigger transposable element-derived protein 1-like
Exons: 4
Coding region: 714-2468 (584 amino acids)
Cellular component (GO): nucleus
Molecular function (GO): DNA binding
Source: RefSeq, a predicted model, not a curated record